This is a messenger RNA of Fukomys damarensis (Damara mole-rat), 5078 nucleotides long. It is a transcript of the gene Lmo3, whose product is annotated as LIM domain only 3. Lineage: Eukaryota; Metazoa; Chordata; Mammalia; Rodentia; Bathyergidae. The coding region runs from base 103 to 849 and encodes 248 amino acids. The record is from RefSeq and is a predicted model, not a curated record. The transcript is spliced from 4 exons. Gene Ontology annotation, cellular component: nucleus. Gene Ontology annotation, biological process: positive regulation of transcription by RNA polymerase II. Gene Ontology annotation, molecular function: transcription coactivator activity; DNA-binding transcription factor binding.
AUGCUAACGCUGCGUGUGACAGUUUAAUCAAAUCCAUUUGUUACCAGGAAGCUAAAAAGGGCCGCUGGGAUUUUAGGAUCGCGCGGGCAGAGUUAGGGAAGCAUGUGGCUUUGUCAUUCGCCAUCAUUCUGCACACUGCCACCCCGCGAGGGGCUCCGUUUGCUCGCCCUGCCUAACCGCCCUCAUCCCUUCCCCCACCCCUGCCUCCACCCGACCCGCUCGCGCCCAAAGUGGCUCUACCAUAGUCUGUCCUCGGCGGUGCGGGCUGCGCCCCAGGGCCACGCUAGAGCCGAACGGAGGAGAUUCCCUUCGACUUCUGCCUCCGGGCUCGGUGCUCAAUGCGAAGCAGCUGCGACUCAGAUACGCCUAAGACAACUCAUGCAGAAAAGGGAGAAAAGUUUUGGUAUACAAAUGCUCUCAGUCCAGCCAGACACCAAGCCGAAAGGUUGUGCUGGCUGCAACCGAAAGAUCAAGGACCGGUAUCUUCUAAAGGCACUGGACAAAUAUUGGCAUGAAGACUGCCUGAAGUGUGCCUGCUGUGACUGUCGUUUGGGAGAGGUGGGCUCCACCCUGUACACUAAAGCUAAUCUUAUCCUUUGUCGCAGAGACUAUCUGAGGCUGUUCGGUGUAACAGGAAACUGUGCUGCCUGUAGUAAGCUCAUCCCUGCCUUCGAGAUGGUGAUGAGAGCCAAGGACAAUGUCUACCACCUGGACUGUUUCGCCUGUCAGCUUUGUAAUCAGAGAUUCUGUGUUGGAGACAAAUUUUUCCUAAAGAAUAACAUGAUCCUUUGCCAGACAGACUACGAGGAAGGCUUAAUGAAAGAAGGUUACGCACCCCAGGUUCGCUGAUCUAUCGACACCACCCCAUAAGAAUACAAAGCACUACAUUCUUUUAUCUUUUUUGCUCCACAUGUAUAUAAGAACCGACACCGGAACCUACUAAAUAGCGUAGAUAUAGGGAAACAGGAUGGUUAUAUGGAAUAAAAGGCGGACUGCAUCUGUAUGUAGUGAAAUUGCCCCAGUUCAGAGUUGAAUGUUUAUUAUUAAAGAAAAGAAGUAAUGUACAUAUUGCUGGAUUUUUUUGCUUGCUAUUCGUUUUUGUGUCACUUGGCAUGAGAUGUUUAUUUUGGACUAUUGUAUAUAAUGUAUUGUAAUAUUUGAAGCACAAAUGUAAUACAGUUUUAUUGUGUUACCAUUUGUGUUCUGUUUGCUUCUUUGUAUUGUUGCAUUUAGUACAAUCAGUGUUUAAACUUACUAUAUAUUUAUGCUUUCUGUAUCUACCAGCUAUUUUAAAUGAGCUGUAACUUUCUAGGGAAGAAUUGAAGAGCAAAUCUCACUAAUGAUACACAGAUAGAUAAAGCAAGUCUAUCAGCAUUUUAAAAUACUAAAAAAUAAAGACACACAAAGCAUUUUAAUGACAUCCACUACUUAUUGCCAUUAUGAUUUAGGGUCUAUCAGUGUCCUCAUUAUAGCCCCCUAUUUUCAGGGGGUUAAAAAAUUAGCUUUAAAAAAUACAUAAAAAUUCAUCUUAAAGCACUUUUAUUUUAUACCAACUUGUGAAAAGUGCCAUUUUUAGAAUAUCUCUAAAGCUUAACAGUUAUCCUCCUAGUAUCAUGUGUGUGCUGUUUCCCUAUUGAGCUUUAGUUUGUUUUUUCAGCUAUACCACCUAUGUGAACUAGUGCCUUUGGGUAUCACGUAAAAAUUUUCCAAAGGGUUACUUUAAAAAGUAUUACCACAACUAUGAGACAAUUUCAAAAUGACAAGUUAAAUUUCUUGCAUAAAUGUUGCCUGGAUCUUCCGUCAGGAGCUAAGGUUUUCAUGACUUUAUUGCUUAAUGAAUUUAUGGCACUGAAAAGAUCCAAGUGUGAAACUCGUAAAGUUAUAACAAUACACAUUGAAGCUGUGAUGUUACCUGAGCAGGGGGGUAACCACAACACAAUGCUUGUAGAAUCUUCUAGAAGAGAAGCCAAGGGAUUGAUGAAAAGCUGAGAAUUGAUGAUUAUUUAUUUUUCUGUACUUACUUCCCAUUUAUUUUAAUGUUCCAAAAUGGACACUUGGAGUUUGAUAUGUUGUCCCUGCUCGUAGCUUUAAGUAAUUACCAAUUCGGAAUAUAUUAUCCUUAGGCUGAAAUGCUGUCAUUCCAUUCUUCGAAGGUGAAAUAUUAUCCCCUUACCUAAAUGAUAGCUGAUAAGGAAGAAAGCUCUAGAAACAGAAAUUAUGAAAGAUGAUUAUUUAAGUAACAAGGAAAUUAAAAAUAAGAAUACGAUCACCUCUUCCAGUGGCUCACACUUGGCUACUGCUCCUUGGGGUGGAACUCAGCAAACUUAACCCCAAAUGGUCACAAUGGAUCGUAUUUUUCUACAGCAAACACGGCGCUGUGGGUUUUUCUUUUCUUUCUUUCUUUUAUUCAUCAUUAAGAAAACAUUAUUUCUCACUGUUAUUUGCGUACUUACUUUUCCUGCCAAUGUAUGCAUUACACAGGAAAAUUUAAUGUUGCUACUAAAGUCUUGGUUUGGGGGCAAAAUGUAAAACUGGAAAUAAUGCUGGUGUAAAUUUGAGUUGUUUUUAAAGCAAAGCUUUAUGAUGAACAUGCAUGUGAAUCUUAUUUUUAAGAAAAUGGUUCUGUGAGAAGUGAAUGAUAGGUAUUUUUACAAAUGCUUCCUGGUUAAGAGUGUUGAAGUCACAUGUCUCCAAAAUUUGAGAUAUAUUGAAGAAAGAAUUUUAAAGCUAGCCAUUUGGGCCCAUGAAGUAAUUAUUAUUUUACCCUUAGAGCCUUACAUUUGUUUCAUGAAGAGAUACACCUUGCAUAGUCAAAAACAAAAAUCAAGGGGACAAAAAAGAAAAAAACCCAAGAAGUGAUUUCUUAUAGCAUUCCCCGUCAGUCCACACUAACAUUCAUGGGAAUGGAAACUUUCUCAGUAUCUUUUUUCAAAUGACCUUUUUAAAGUUUAAAUGGCUUUAUGCAUAUUUGUCAAUGUGUGAAAAAAAAAACUUGUAAAUUAAGAAGAAAAUUCUCUCAGCUUCUUGAAGCUGCUCAACUAUCCUUUGCCACUUCAAGACUGAACAAGAUUUUCACAAUUACUUCUUUUGUUUAAUCCUUUGGGGAUUCAUUUUAAUACUUUUAUUCCCAACAAAAUUAUUCACCUGGAUUAAAGAUUAAGCCUUAAUCUGUUUAAUCUCCAUGGAAUUGUGAAACAAGACAAGAGUAGCUUUUCAGCUGUAGGAUAUUUUACAGCUAAUUGCUCAUAAAUAGUAGCAUUUUGACCUGAAGUACUAAGCUAAUUGUCUUGACUACUCAAAGCCCCUCAACUGUUGUUAACUUUCCCCUUUGUGUUGUGUGUAGCCCUGAUGUCACUGAGCUUGUCCUCCUGUGCUCCAGAAGGAAGCGAAGGAGCUCAGAUUUCCAGAUUUCUCAAGCAGAGAAAGCCCUUCCUUCCCUUGCUUUUCCUACAGGCUGCUUGUGAUGAAGGACCAGGUAUCCAGUGCACCAUCGUGCUGAGUCUAAAAGCUGACCUGUGUUUGUGAUUUCACUUUCAUCUUGCUUAAUAAAUAUCUGCUGGCUUCUUUCAUUCACUUUUCAAUAUUUGGAUUUAUGUUUUUCAUGAAAGGGCCAUUCUGCUACUUGAUUGCACUCAAUUGGCAAAAUGGAAAAUGAGGUCUAGAAAGUCUUCAUGAAGCUUAUAAAAACAGGAAAGAAAGUCUAAGAGCAUGGGCUUUCCAGAGGUGAAUCCUAACAAGCACAUAGAAAAGGCACCUUUCUCCAAAUACUGUAGUUUGUUUUGGAUAUCUGAGAUAGGUGGCACAUUUCCUUCUGUGGAAAGGAUGAAACUGUCACCAAGGAUCAUAGUAUCAUUUUUGCAUGUUCAUACGAAUUUUCAGUGAUCUUUCUGAAAGCAACUGAGUUGAUGUCAUCAGGCUAAAUUUGAAAUUUCCUAUUUCCUGUAUAAUGAAUGAAAACAAAAAACUUAAUCCCAUAUUUUCAAGAGAGACAUGGUGUGGCUGAAUUGAAACAGGGUGGUGAAAAUUAUGUCUGCAGCAAAAUAUACACAAGUGGUUUCAUUUUAACUAUCACUUUAGGCAAACCACUCUCGGAAUAGUCACUUAAACAAUUUCAUAGAAAUGAUAUAGGCCAACCAUGUUUAGUGUUCACUUCAGUAAGUUGGAAAAACAAUCUGCAUGUUUAUUGUAAUAGGCCAUUAGCACAGAAUGCAAUUUUAAUAAAAGCCUCUCAAUCAUUACUUUUUCUUAAAAACAUCAUUACAGAUGUUUCUUUGUUAAAUGUGAUUUUAAUACACUCCGGCAAAAUAGAAGGCAAAGGACUGAUACAGCCAUUAUUUCAGUUGACAUUUAUUGAGCUCCUACUAUGUGAUAGGAUGUUCCCUGAACGCAGACACCUACAGACAGAAGUAGGGUGCUUCAUACAUCCAGGGACUGUAGUGUGUUUUUGCUUCGCUUUUGAGUCAUCACAACCGCGCUAAUAAAGAGUACACAAAUGUAAGUACCAUCUUCUACCUCUUCAGCACGUCAUCGGUAUGGAAGCCCUAGAAAAUAUCUCCAGUCAUCAGUGUGUUCAGAGAAUUAUCUCACACAAAUCACUCAUUAACUCAAUAGCACAUAAUAAAAAGAACAUCAAUUAAUUAAUGAGUCACCCUCAGAUCGCUGUGAUUACAAUAGGGCUCUGUUGAAACAGCAGUUAUAAAUGAAGCUGCCUCUCUUUGUUCAUUGUUUGCAAUUGGCCCAAUAUUUGCCUGGAACCAGUGUCAUAUUUAACACAUGCCUGUAGGUAAUUGUGUGAUUAGUAUCAUAAAUAAAGAAUUUUGAAAAUCUACUGCUUAUAAGACCUCAGGGGGGAAAAAACACCUCAGUUUUACUCUAGCUUCCUUUGAAGACAGGCUAUUAGAAGGGUGUUAUCUUUCUAAAAGGUAUAGUUCUACAUUUAUAAUAAAAAUGUAAAACUGGCAUAUUGAGCACUAGAAGAAUUAGCUGCCAAAAUACCUACAGGUAAAUUUUACAAUACUUGUGUACACAUAUGAUUUAAUUUCAGUAAUGUUGUGAAGAAUAAAAUAUGUACGAUCAGA